Molecule: messenger RNA, 309 nt
Organism: Pelobates cultripes (western spadefoot toad)
Lineage: Eukaryota; Metazoa; Chordata; Amphibia; Anura; Pelobatidae
Source: the annotation of a GenBank genome assembly
AUGGCGGCAUCGUCAAGCUAUGUACAACUGCGCCACCCACCGCGACGAAUGACCGCAAAGCAAGUCCGGCGAGACACGCCAGAUACAGCAAGUAAACAUAGCAUGCAGUUCUCGCAGCUACAUCGCAGCUCAGUUCUGGCACACAAGCACAGAGAGCUGAUCUGGGCAGAUUCUACAGGGCUUGAGAGGCUACACUCACGGCUCCCAGUUAUCCUUCCAGCCGGACGAAAAGCCCACCAACCCGGGAACCUUGCUUUAGCCAUGCAUGGCGUCGGAUGGAGGGAGAACGGGACUUUGUCUCUAGCAUAA